UAUAGCUGUAAACUGUUUCGCAACCAAGCAAGAACCAAGCAAGAUAUUGCAAUUUCCCAGACUAAAAAGGUAGAAACUGUAUGAAUACUGAGAGGACGAUUAUGGCUCUUCCACUCUCAGGCAAAGUGUGUCUAGUGACUGGUGCAACUAGAGGCAUUGGAAGAGGUAUUGCUUUGCAGCUUGGAGAAGCUGGGGCUACAGUUUAUAUCACAGGACGAACGCUAAAACCCAAGUCUGAUGGAAAGGCAGGAACUUCAGGCUCUUUAACAACAACAGCCGAGGAGAUUGAAGCUCGUGGUGGGAAAUGCAUCCCUGUCCAGUGCGAUCACGCUGACGAUGAACAGGUUAAGCAACUAUUUGAGCAGAUUUCCAAAGAGCAGAACGGACGUCUUGAUGUGUUGGUCAACAACGCUUAUGCUGCAGUGUCUCUUCUUACAGAGCAAUAUGGAAAGAAGUUUUGGGAAGUGUCUCCAAAUACCUGGGACACCGUUAAUAAUGUGGGAUUAAGAUGUCACUACAUCGCCUCGUGGUACGCUGCCAAGAUGAUGGUUCCAGCCAAGCAGGGGCUGAUGAUCAAUGUUUCGUCGCCCGGUGGUCUCAACUAUUUGUUUAAUGUGGCUUACGGAGUGGGCAAGGCAGCGUGUGAUCGUAUGGCAGCUGAUUGUGCUUUUGAACUGAAGAAAAGCAAUGUGGCUUUCAUCUCAUUGUGGCCUGGUGCAGUCAAAACAGAAAUCUUUGAGGAGACAAUAUUGUCGGACAAGGCCGACAACUUCCCAGACGGAUUUUUGGACGUCUUCCAGUUUGGGGAAUCGGUUGAGUAUCCUGGUAAAGCGGUUGCCUGUCUUGCUCAGGACAAAAACAUCAUGAAGAAAUCUGGGCGUGUUCUCUUGACUGCUGAGCUUGGCGAGGAAUACGGCUUCACCGACAUCGAUGGCUCUAAUCCGUUAAACUUCCGACAAAUCAAGUCACUUUUGAAAAUGUCGGGGCACCCAUGGCUGGCUGCCAUGACACCAGGUUUCCUGAAGAUACCUUUUUGGCUGUGGUCAAUUUCUGCCAGCAAGUUUUAGACCAGUCAUACAGGGUGAGUCAAAAUGAAGUUGACCAAGAUUUAUAAUUUAAAAACAAAAAGACUGACACUCAAAACCCAAGUGAAGCACAUAUUAAGCAAGCAUUAUUUUGUGCUUAUCUGUUAAAAAAAAAUGAAACAAAUUGAUCAUUUCUAAGAGAAGUUGCGUGUUUCACUGAAAGCACUCAUGUUUGUAACUGUCCAUGGAUUGGUAAUGCUUGACUGAAUCUUAACAUCUGAGAAAGAAGCAAAGGGUUUUGUCAAGUAUUCUGUGGACAGCUUACAAAAUGAGUACCUUGAUUAAAGUAGACACAACUCCUCUGAGGAAUGAUCAAUUGCUUUCAUUUUUGUUCUUCCUAAUAAGCAGGAGAGAGUGCUUGUUAAAGAGAUGCCUUACUGAACUCUUGAGUGUCAUUUGCUUGUUUUGAAAAACAUCACCAAUUGCGGGUUAACUUCUUUUUUGCUUGCCCUAUAGCGCUGUAAAAAAAAAAAUGGGAGAAGUUUGAACAUGUUUUGAGGAGAAAGGUAGGCCAAAAGAAAAACCAUGUAAAGGGAAGUUUUUCCUAAAUGCAGUAUUCAUUUAUCAGCCGUCCUGUAGUAUGAUAUCAUUCCAAAGAUUUUCAAAUGUGCUAAAGUCAUUGUGGUAACUUUACAAUUGCUUGUUUUUGGCAA
This is a messenger RNA of Asterias rubens (European starfish), 1738 nucleotides long. Its product is annotated as dehydrogenase/reductase SDR family member 1-like. Lineage: Eukaryota; Metazoa; Echinodermata; Asteroidea; Forcipulatida; Asteriidae. Bases 81 to 1067 code for a protein of 328 amino acids. The transcript is spliced from 9 exons. The record is from RefSeq and is a predicted model, not a curated record.